Messenger RNA from Mauremys reevesii (Reeves's turtle), 5063 nucleotides. RefSeq names its product thymocyte selection associated family member 2 (gene THEMIS2). Bases 274 to 2103 code for a protein of 609 amino acids. The transcript is spliced from 6 exons. Gene Ontology annotation, biological process: T cell receptor signaling pathway. Lineage: Eukaryota; Metazoa; Chordata; Testudines; Geoemydidae. The record is from RefSeq and is a predicted model, not a curated record.
UCCCUCCCCCCACUUGGAACCGCCCCUGGCCAAGCUGCUCCCAGGAGCCUCCUGCUUGCUGUACAGAGGGUGGAGGGCUGAUGCUGGAGUGUCCCCAUCCCCCCUCACCCAUGUACCCAGUCUCUGCUGAGCUGGGGUGGGCAGACAGGAGUCUCUGUGUGUGCUGCUGCAUGGCUGUGGGUCAGGAGUGGGAGCUGCUGGACUGAGCAACUUCAGACAAGGUCGGUGUACGAGGUGAGUGGCAGAGAGUGCUGCUUAUCAACAGGGGAUCUGAUGAAAAUUACUGGCCUUUGCCUGCAGAAGGUCACCUGCAUGGAUCCAAAGACCGGGCAAGCAACAGAGCUGCCUCUGAACUUCAAAGGCCAUUUCCAGCCCAGCCGAGACAAGCUGUCAUACACCAGCCUGAAGAAGCUUGCCUGGACCAGGCCAGCAGGGCUCCAGGACAUGCCCUUCUCCUUCACCUCAGCAGCUGACUUGACCGUGGAUGGGCGGGUCAUUCCCAAGGGCCAGCCCAUUUCCCUGCUUUCGGUGGCCAGGCAUGAGGGCCAGGAGUUUGCCAACUGCACGACCAUGGGGCAGGAUGGGCAGCAUUUGCUCUGCCUCCCCUUCUCCCUCCAGGGCCAGUUCUAUGAGUGCACCGGGCAGCAGAGCUACACGCUGAGCCAGGUGCUGCAGUCGGAAGCCCUGAGGGGCCAGCGCCUGAAAUGCUCUGCACUCAGCCGGCACUCACUGCUCCUCUGCCCCGUGUACGAAGUGGAGGCGAUAAUGCACAUGCGGAAGGAGGUGGUGAAAAUCCCCUCCACCCUGGAAGUGGAUGUGGAGGAUGUCACCGAGGAGUCUCAGCACAUCCACUUCAUCAAGCCACUGAUGCUGAGUGAGGUCCUGGGGCUGGAGGGGGCCUUCCCCUUGCAGGCCGAGAUCCUGGAGGGUCCUGCGUACCCACCUAUCUUUGAGAACGACUGGAUUUCCUGCCUGCAGAAGGGGCAGAAGAUCCAAAUCCAUGGCAAGUCCUGUGCCUGGAGGAUCCUCGCCUCGUCCAGCAAGGGCAGGAAGGGCUUCCGGCACUUUCUGCUUUCCAGCACCUACCAGGGCAAGUUUCGGAGACGCCCCCGGGAGUUCCCCACAGUCUUUGACCUGACAGCAAGUCUGGGGAAGGGUGAGUGCCUGCGGGUGGUGGUGACUAAAGACUGUGAGAGCCCUGAGGAGGAUCUGCCAUCUCUCAGCAUGGGGGACCGGCUGGAGGUGCUGUACCUGACAAAGACCCAGGUCUGCAGGCAGGCAGAGUACAGAUCCAUCGACGUCCUCCUGUGCAGCAGAAGCAGUGGCGAGGACGAGGAGAGUGAGCAGCUCAUGCUGCCACUGCACCUGGAAGGCGGCUUUGUGGAAGAGGUCAGCGACAGCAGGAGAUACAGCCUCUCCGAGAUAGUGGAGCAGCUUCAGCUGCCCUGCGAAGUCAAGGUGGCAACCAAGGAUUCUUCCCUUGCCAAUGACGUCCUGGGCUCUUUCUCCGCGGUGCGGCUGGAAGCGCGAAUCACUGAGACCUUCUUAGUGACCAGCUUAUGUGAGGCGCCGUCAGUGAGCUUCCAGAUCCCCCCUCAGUGGCUGGACAUGACCCUGUUCUUCACAGAGGAGCCUGCCUCACCGCAGACACCCCUGACAGACAUGUCAAAAGUCGAAGAGCUGACAGAAUCCUUUUAUUAUCAUUUGCUAAAGCUGAUGCCUAGCAAUGAGGCUCCCCCACCGCGACCCCCCAAAAGAAGAGACUCCAGGGACAAAGCAGGCACCCAGCUAUCUGGAGCCAAAGAGGUCACUGAGAAACCAAAGCCACUGCCCCCUUUGUCCAAGUCGAAGUGCACACCCGAGGAGUCUAUGCCGCCGUCCUACAAGCCUAGGAAUGCAAGGAGUCCCUCGGCUGUCCGGAGUUCCCCGAAUGAGUACUCACCACAUCAGAUUGGCUCGCAGAUGGCCCCCAAGCCUAAGAAACCCUUCAAAGAGGCUACAGAUGCGAAUGUCAGCGAUGGCUCUGACCAUGACUAUGAACUAAUUGAUGAUGAGCUUAAGAAAACAAUCGAUAGAAUGCAGAAGGCUGUUCUUCACUACUAGGACUCCGGCCUACAGAACAUGACAAGAAGCCAGCCUACGCCAAAGCCACUCCCAGUUCUUAAACUCAGAGAUGAGCACUUGCAAAAGCUAAAUGCAGCACUGAGUCCCAUGAAAUGGCUUCCAACUGCCCUCACCAGUGCAACCUGAAGAGACAGCUGGGUUCCAGCAGUCACUGCUCCCCUGUGCUGCAAGCCUGCACAUUCAGAGACCUGUCCUCUAUGUACUAAAGCAGAGGGCUGGUUUUAUUGGUCCUAUGGUAAGCUAAGCGCUGUCCUUAGCUGUGUAGUUUGGAACCAGGGUUGCUGGAACAAUUUGUAUAGUGGGGGGUGCCGAGAGCCAUUGAAUCAAAGUGUAAAUCCUGUUUAUGUGGGGAAACACUUCAAGUCUAGGGGUGCUGCAAUACCCCCAGCACCUAUGUUUGGAAUCCCUGGUUUACACUGGUGCGCCAGGACAGAUAGGUGGGUUAACAAACAGUCUCUCCAAUAAUUCCCCUAGCAGGCAGAGUCCCAGUAUUCAGGGGUGUCUCCCUUCAGUAAUUGAGUUGUGUGGAUUCAGCUCCUCUGAACUCUGAUCUACACAUUUAAGGUGAGCAGAGCAAAGCUGAUCCUGCAUCAGCAUGCCAGCUGGGGGAUGGUCAGGGCACGCUGCUCUCCUGCACCUGCUCUAGGACAUUUCAGAAGUGACCCCAAGACAAUAUACUUGGGGAAUGGUUUUAGUGCUUACCAAAGGGAUGCACCAUGUUCUUACCCCUGUAUACCCCAUUGGAAGCUUCUGGGAUGUGGUGCUGGUGCUAGUGCUAGAGCUUGCUUUCUGCAUUUAUACUUGAUCUGAAUCACCUUAAUUCAGAGCUGUAAGUAAGGCACUGGCAGGGCCGUCCUUACCCAUACGCGGCUGCAUGGGGCACCAUGAAACUUGGGGCACCAAAUUUCCUGGUGCCCUGCACAGCUGCACUCCAGCCCCAGCCCCAGCCCCACUCCUGAGGACUGCAGCAAGGCAGGGCCUGCACUCACCAGCGGCAGAAAGUGCAGGGACCCGGCCCUAGCCAGGCCCCCAGAAUAGCUAGGGACGGCCCUGACUCCUGGAGCCUCACUUGUGUGCACUCACACACUGAGGCCCAUAGACAGUCAUCUACCAGUUGGCGGGCAGUGCUUGAGUGAUCUUUCACCCUCACUGCAUGGAUAACAAACACUCUUCUGCAGCUGCUGCAUGCUGUUUUGGGUGUGGUUUAAUAUUGUAGGUCAUCUGGGCAGGCCAAAGCUUUCAACCCUGUGUGCCUAAAGUUAGACUUAAUAGAAGCAGCUUCAUUAAGGAAGGUGCUGAGCAGCUCUUACUCCUGUCAGUGGGAUUUGUGGGCACAUGGCCCUGCUGAAAAUUAGGCUACUUUGUUUAAGUGCCUCACUAUAUAUUUAGAAACCUAACUUUAGGCAUCCAGGUUUGGCAAUGUAAGCCUCAGAAAUAUCUCCUCCUGUGCGAGAAUCAGUACAGCUGCCAGCAUACAGUGAUCUGGGUUAGUUACAGUUUGUUUAGCAUAUUUUGUAUAGUGCAGUGCUGGCUACAGCUGGGACCCCCACAAAUUGCUCACAUUUACAUAAUUGGAGAGGUUGCCCUGGCUCUCUGAGGACACAACUCAAACACCAAGGCACAAUGUCCUAUGGAGAAACACUUUGAGGGCUGGAAUUAGACACACUCUACAGCUCCAGCUGAACUCAUUUCUCCAUUUGAGAACACUGUAAAAAACUGCAGUUGUGACCCCCCUCCCCCAUUACUUUCAGUGAUUUGCUGGUUUGUCUCAGCCAUUUUUAGACAACCAUAGGCUACAUCUUUGCUCACAGCUCCACCCGUCCUUGUGCUUGUGAGCAAGCCUGUUGCUGUCUUCCUUUGGCAUGCCCAGUGUGAUGCUUGUGAUGACCCUGCUGCGCCCUUGGUCUUUGGCUUUCAUUUACAAGGUAGCAAAGAAAAAAAAAAACAAUAAAAAGUGUCGUAAUACAACCCCAGCGGUUUUAUUCAAAGUUUAGAAAAAUAUCUUGAAGCCUCGGGAUCAAUAUUCUCUAUGCAACAAAAUGCAUCUGUCACAAAGUGCAUCAAGGGAGAGGGAAGAGAAAUAAUUGCAUGGCUUGUUUGAUUUUAAUGGUAUAAAAACUGAGGUUCUUCAAUGGUAGCAUCAUGCAGUGCAGGAGAGCACUUCCCCUCCUUCCACAACUCCCUGAAAUCUGAACACAAUGCAGGCAUGACAAACUUGGUGGAAGCAGGGCGGGAAGACACCAGCUGACUGCUUUGAGAAACAGGCAGAAAUAAGAAUCUAAAGAGAUCUGAAACCUAACCCCUCCAUCUGACUGAAAGCAAGGUCCUUUUGCUAUUCCUCCAGCCAAAGGGAGGAUUAUACUCUGUAAUAUGACUUUAACAAUGGCUUUGUGGAGCUCCACAUUUAUUCUUGUCUACUCUCCAGCAGGUCUGCUCAGUUUGUCAGGCAAAUAUUUUUUUUUUUUAAAUCUAUGAAAGCACACUGGGAUCUGGAGCUAGGUGAUAGGGCAGAGGGUCUCUGAGCCCAGGCUCCAGCCCAAGCCCAAGUUUUUAGCUCAACAGUCCAAGCUGUGCACCUGAGUUGGCUGAGACUCAGCACUGUGGGUUUUUAUUGCAAUGUAGACAUAUGAAAAAUCAAGCUAGUGCAUCACUAGAGUCCAUACCCCCAAAACUGCCAGUUAUACCUGCACAUCACUUGUCCUCAAAAUUAUACCCUUGGCCACAGCUCUGCUGCGACAAGAACCUGAAUAGAAUAUUGCAUUCAGUGGGCUUGCACAGGUGUAAUGGAGCAGAAUCUGAAGACACUAGAGGGCAAAGCCAGUUCUGUUGAUGUGUGAACAAUAAUCCAGCUCCAGCUUCCAAAGCUGGACAGCUUCUGCAGUGCCAAAAGAGCAGUAAAACCUUACUCUCAUUUCCAUAGAAAAAAACGACACAGAAAA